Messenger RNA from Gamsiella multidivaricata, 1511 nucleotides. RefSeq lists its product as uncharacterized. The record is from RefSeq and is a predicted model, not a curated record. Bases 57 to 1052 code for a protein of 331 amino acids. The transcript has 9 exons. Gene Ontology annotation, molecular function: protein serine/threonine phosphatase inhibitor activity. Lineage: Eukaryota; Fungi; Mortierellomycota; Mortierellomycetes; Mortierellales; Mortierellaceae.
UCACCACACACCCCAUUCUCAUCCCCAGCAUCCUCAUCAUCCACCACACACAUACCAUGGCCAGCGAAGGAUUGAACCAGCACCGCGAAGGACUCACCACCUCGCACCAUGACUGGACCAUGAUCCAGGUCGGACAACUCGUCCAGAACCAAAAAGUUAUCACAAUUGAUGCCAACGCUUCGGUCGAAGAUGCUUGCGAAAUCCUCACGAAACACGGCAUCCGCUCAGCACCGGUCUACGAUCCUGAGAAGAAGAUGUACGUCGGCAUGUUUGAUUACAGCGACCUCAUGACCUAUAUUCUCUUGGUCCUCAAGAAGAUGAAUGUUUCCGCAGAGGAUCAGACCAUGGAGAUGCGCGAUUUGAUCCAAAGGGCGAGUCACAGCCAGAAUGUUCCCGUCAAGUUAGCGGCUGAUCUUUCUGGCAAGGACCCAUUCUGUACCGUCAUAGCAGAGACACGGCUCGGGGCUGUUGUGAACAAUUUUGGCACGGGAAUCCACAGAGUUGCUGUCAUGGACUCUACAGGAAACCUUGCUGGAAUCUUGUCACAAUCUUCGGCAUUGGACUAUCUGAUGCGCCAUUUGAGCGAGUUUUCACAGCUUCAGCCAGUCAUGCAGCAGACACUUCAGCAGCUGGGUCUUUCAAGUAGUAAAGUAUUGUCCGUGCAGGGAGACGCACAAGUCCUCGAGGCAUUAAUCGAAAUGAGCAAAUAUAGCGUCUCAUCUCUGGCAGUGCUUGAUGAUCAAGGUGUCUUGCUCGGUAAUAUCAGCAUGACGGACAUCCAGCUGAUCAUGAAGGACCUGAAGACAUCAUGGUUGUGGCUCAGCUGUUUCCAGUUUGUGUCAAAGGUCAAGAUUGCACAGGGCAUGGAGGAUGGCCAGGACCAAUAUCCGGUGAUGGAUGUGAAUGAAAAGUCAACGUUCGGAUACACUCUGUCGAAGCUGCAGGCAACCAAGGUCCACCGACUAUGGGUCGUGAAUGAUAAGGGACUGGUUGCUGGUGUGGUCAGUCUCACGGAUGUGUUCAAGAUCCUCAGUACCCUUAUCGAUUCGUGAGGGCAGACUGGAGGGCGGACAGGAAAAGGGAAGUGGGAAGGCUGGCUGGUAAUUGAACAGGCAAACGGCAAGAAGGACAGCAAGCAAAGCGAAUGAGAGCUUUUUCGCGAGGGAAUACUUCGAUAGUUUGCUUACAUACGGUUUGCUUACUCAGUUUGUGCAGGAAAUAAAAAUAUCCGCUGCGAUCACUUCGUCAUCUGCAACGGCAACUCCAAAAGCGCUCUCUCAAAAAUUUUAGCGGAUGGUGACCAAUACCAAGUCCGUCAUGGGAGAGGAAAGCGCAUCAAUGCUAACCAGAUUCGUCCCCUGCGGAACAAACAAUGGAUACAGUGAAGGUCUCCAUAAUCAUCCUUACCCCUGGGCCAUGUUGUCACCAGCCGGGGGCCAUGACAUAAGUGCUGCACACCGCCCCGAUACCAUACCGAUGCCAUGGGACUGAAGCGUGCCCUGCCAUUGGCG